This is a messenger RNA of Macrobrachium nipponense, 7899 nucleotides long. RefSeq names its product collagen alpha-2(IV) chain-like. The transcript has 6 exons. Bases 1 to 7899 code for a protein of 2632 amino acids. The record is from RefSeq and is a predicted model, not a curated record. Lineage: Eukaryota; Metazoa; Arthropoda; Malacostraca; Decapoda; Palaemonidae.
AUGGUAGCAGAAAUCCGGGAGGCCUGGCGGGCCUCUGCCCGCCGUCCCCGGGACCCCGGCCUGGCGGGCCUCUGCCCGCCCGUCCCCGGGAGGCUGGCGGGCCUCUGCCAGCCCGUCCCCGGGAGGCCUGGCGGGCCCACUGCCAGCCCGUCCCCGGAGGCCUGGCGGGCCUCUGCCAGGGGCCCGUCCUCGGGAGGCCUGGCGGGCCCUCUGCCCCCGCCCGAGCUGGCAGGCCUCUGCCAGCCCGUCCCCGGGAGGCCUGGCGGGCCUCUGCCAGCCCGUCCCCGGGAGGCCUGGCGGGCCUCUGCCAGCCCGUCCCCGGGAGGCCUGGCGGGCCUCUGCCAGCCCGUCCCCGGGAGGCCUGGCGGGCCUCUGCCAGCCCGUCCCCAGAGGCCUGGCGGGCCUCUGCCAGCCCGUCCCCUCGGGAGGCCUGGCGGGCCAUCUGCCAAGCCCGUCCCCGGGAGGCCUGGCGGCCUCUGCCAGCCCGUCCGUCCCCGGGAGGCCUGGCGGGCCUCUGCCAGCCCGUCCCCGGGAGGCCUUGGCGGGCCUCUGCCAGCCCGUCCCCCGGGGAGGCCUGGCGGGGAACGGGCGGCCUGGCGGGCCUCUGCCAGCCCGUCCCCGGGAGGGCCUGGCGGGCCUCUGCCAGCCCGUCCCCGGAAGGCCUGGCGGGCCUCUGCCAGCCCGUCCCCGGGAAGGCCUGGCGGCCUCUGCCAGCCCGUCCCCGGGAGCCUGGCGGGCCUCUGCCAGCCCGUCCCCGGGGAGGCCUGGCGGGCCUCCUGCCAGCCCGUCCCCGGAGGCCUGGCGCCUCUGCCAGCCCGUCCCCGGGAGGCCUGGCGGGCCUCUGCCAGCCCGUCCUCGGAGGCCUGGCGGGCAUCUGCCAGCCCGUCCCUAGGGAGGCCUGGCGGGCCUCUGCCAGCCCCGUCCCAGGGAGGCCUGGCGGGCCUCUGCCAGCCCGUCCAUGGGAGGCCUGGCGGGCCUCUGCCCGCCCGUCCCAGGGACGCCUGGCGGGCCUCUACCCGCCCGUCCCCGGGACGCCUGACCGCCCGUCGCCGGGACGCCUGGCGGGCCUCUGCCAGCCCGUCCCAGGGAGGCCUGGCGGGCCUCUGCCAGCCCGUCCCAGGGAGGCCUGGCGGGCCUCUGCCAGCCCGUCCCAGGGAGGCCUGGCGGGCCUCUGCCAGCCCGUUCCCCCCAGGGAGGCCUGGCGGCCUCUGCCAGCCCGUUCCCAGGGGGCCCGGAGGCCUGGCGGCCCUCUACCACGCCCGUCCAGCCCCGGGACGCCUGGCAGGCCUGGGCUACUGCCCAGCCCGUCCCCCAGGGACGCCUGGCGGGUCCCACGUACGCCUGGCGGGGCCUCUGCCAGCCCGUCCCAGGGAGGCCUGGCGGGCCUCUCCCCGCAGCCCGUUCCCAGGAGGCCUGGCGGGCCUCUGCCAGCCGUCCCAGGGAGGCCUGGCGGCCUGGCCCUGCCAGGCCCGUCCCAGGGAGGCCUGGCGGCCUCUGCCAGCCCGUCCCAGGGAGGCCUGGCGGGCCUCUGCCAGCCCCGUCCCAGGGAGGCUGGCGGGCCUCUGCCAGGCCCGUCCCAGGCCUGGCGGGCCUCUGCCAGCCCCGUCCCAGGGAGCCUGGUCGGGCCGGGCCUUGACCAGCUCCCGUCCCAGGGACGCUGGGGGGCUCUACCCGCCCGUCCCCGGAACGCCUGCCCGCCCGUCCCCUGGGAACGCCUGCGGGCCUCUGCCCGCCCGUCCCCGGGACGCCUGGCGGGCCACUGCCCGCCCGUACCCUUGGACGCCUGGCGGGGCCUCUCCCCGCCCUGCCCGGGACCCCGGGGACGCCUGGCGGGCCUCUGCCCGCCUGUCCCCGGGACGCCUGGCGGGGCUCUGCCCGUCCUGGACCCCGGGACGCCUGGCGGGCCUCUGCCUGCACGUCCCUGGGACGCCUGGCGGGCCUCUGCCCCGCCGUCCCCGGGACGCCUGGCGGGCAGCUUCCCGCCCGUCCCGGGACGCCUGGCGGGGCCUCUGCCGCCGUCCCCGGACGCCUGGCGGGCCUCUGCCCGCCGGUCCCCGGGACGCCUGGCGGGCCUCUGCCGCCCGUCCCGAUAAACCUGCAAGCCUCGCCCACCCGUCAAGGCCCGCCCACUCAUCCCGGGACACCACGGGACCUGGGGCCCGGCCCUCGUCGGGACACCUGGCGGGCCCUGCCGACAAUCCCAAGACACCUGGGGGCCUCACCUGCCCACUUCUUGGGACUGCCACCUUCCUGGGACCUGGGUAUGCCACUUCUUGGACCCUGUUAGGAGCCCUCGCCCACCCGUCAAGGCCUGCCCACCCAUCCCGAGACGCCUGGCGGGCCUCGCCCACCAGUCCCGGGACACCUGGCGGGCCUCACAUGCCCCUGCCAGCCCGUCCCAUGGAGGCCUGGUGGGCCUCUGCCCGCCCGUUCCCAGGGACGCCCUGGCGGGCCCCUCUACCCGGCCCCCAAACCCAAAACUCCCGGCCCCUACCCCAAGACCCUGACCCGCCCCCGUCGCCGGGACACCUGGCGGGCCUCUGCCAAGCCCGGAGGCCUGGCGGGCCUCUGCCAGCCCGUCCCAGGGAGGCCUGGCGGGCCUCUGCCAGCCCGUCCCAGGGAGGCCUGGCGGGCCUCUGCCAGCCCGUCCCAGGGAGGCCUGGCGGGCCCCUGCCCGCCCGUCCCACCAGGGAGGCUGGCGGGCCUCUGCCAGCCCGUCCAGGGAGGCCUGGCGGGCCUCUGCCAGCCCGUCCCAGGGAGCCUGGUGGGCCUAUGCCAGCCCGUCCCAGGGAAGCCUGGCGGGCCUCUGCCAGCCUGUCCCAGGGAGGCCUGGCGGGCCUCUGCCAGCCUGUCCCAGGGAGGCCUGGCAGGCCUCUGCCAGCCCGUCCCAGGGACGCCUGGGGGGCCUCUACCCGCCCAUCCCCGGGACGCCUGACCCGCCCGUCCCCGGGACGCCUGGCGGGCCUCUGCCCGCCCGUCCCCGGGACGCCUGGCGGGCCACUGCCCGCCCGUCCCCGGGACGCCUGGCGGGGCUCUGCCCGCCCGUCCCCGGGAUGCCUGGCGGGCCUCUGCCUGCCCGUAACUGGGACACCUGGCGGGCCUCUGCCCGCCCGUCCCCGGGACGCCUGGCGGGCAGCUUCCCGCCCGUCCCCGGGACGCCUGGCGGGCCUCUGCCCGCCGGUCCCAGGGACGCCUGGCGGGCCUCUGCCCGCCCGUCCCGAUAAAACCUGGUGGGCACAGCUGACCAGUCCCAAGACACCUGGGGGACCUCACCUGCCCCUUCCUGGAACCCGUAGCAGGCCUCGCCCCACCCGUCAAGGCCCGCCCACUCAUCCCGGGACACCAGGCCUUCCCGUCUCGGACACCUGGCGGGCCUCCCGCCCGCACGUCCCGGACACCUGGCGGGCCCUGCCGACAAAUCCCAAGACACCUGGGGGGCCUCACCUGCCACUUCUUGGGACCUGUACGCGGCCCUCGCCCACCCGUCAAGGCCUGCCCACCAUCCCGAGACGCCUGGCGGGCCUCGCCCACCAGUCCAGGACACCUUGGCGGGCCUCACAUGCCCCUUCCGGAACCCGUAGCUGGCCUGGCAUGCCUCUGCCCGCCCGUCCAGGGAGGCCUGGCGGGCCCUGCCCGCCCGCCCGCCCCGGGAGGCCUGCGGGCCUCUGCCCACCCGUCCCCGGAGGCCUGGCGGCCUCUGCCCGCCCGUCCCCGGAGGCCUGGUGGGCCUCUGCCCGCCCGUCCCCGGGAGGCCUUACCCGCCCGUCCCCUGGACGCCUGGCGGGCCUCUGCCCGCCUGUCCCCAGGACGCCUGGCGGGCCACUGCCCGCCAGUCCCCGGGACGCCUGGCGGGGCUCUGCCCGCCCAUCCCGGGCCCACGCCUGGCGGGGCUCUGCCCGCCCGUCCCGGAGACGCCUGGCAGGCGAGGCCCGCGGUCCCGUCCGCGGGAAUGCCUGGCGGGCGGAGGCCAGCCGGUCCCCUGGACGCCUGGCGGGCGGAGCCCGCCGGUCCCGGGAAGCCUGGCGGGCGGAGGCCCGCCCGUCCCCGGAUGCCUGGCUGGGCCUCUGCCCGCCCGUCCCGGAGGGACGCCUGGCGGGCCUCUGCCCUCCCGUCCCCGGGACGCCUGGCGGGGCCACUGCCCGCCCGUCCCCGGGACGCCUGGCGGGCCGCUGCCCGCCCGUCCCCGGGACGCCUUGCGGGCCUCUGCCGCCCGUCCCCGGGAUGCCUGGCGGGCCGCUGCGCCGUGCCCGGGGCGCCUGGCGGGCCUCUGCCCGCCCGUCCACGGGACGCCUUGCGGGCCUCUGCCGCCCGUCCCCGGGACGCCUGGCGGGCCUCUUUCCCCGCCCGUCCCCGGGACGCCUGGCAGUCCGCUGCCCGCCAGUCCCCGGGAACGCCGAGGCGCGGGCGGAGGCCCGCCGGUCCCCGGAACGGCCUGGCCGGGCUGGAGGCCCGCCCGUCCCCCGGGACGCCCUGGGGGGGGGCGGGGCCCCCCUGGAGGCCCGCCGGUCCCCGGGACGCCUGGCGGGACGGAGGGGCCCGCCCGUCCCGAUAAACCUGGUGGGCACAAACACCAGGCCCUCCCGUCUCGGGACACCUGGGCGCGGGCCCUGCCGACAAAAUCCCAAAGGACACCUGGGGGGCCUCACCUGCCAACUUCUUGGGACAAAACCUGUUAGCAGGCCCUCGCCCCACCGCCCGUCAAUGGCCUACCCACCCAUCCCGAGCGCCUGGCGGGCCUCGCCCACCAGAUCCCGGGACACCCUGGCGGGCCUCACUGCCCCUGCCAAGGCCCGUCCCAAUGGAGGCCUGCGGUGGGCCUCUGCCCGCCCUCCCGUCCCAGGGACGCCUGGCGGGCCUCUUUACCCGCCCGUCCCCGGGUGGACGCCUGAACCUCCCGCCCGUCGCACCGGGACACCUGGCGGGGCCUCUGCCAGCCCGUCCCAGGGAGGCCUGGCGGGCCUCUGCCAGCCCGUCGCGCCCAGGGAGGCCUGGCGGGCCUCUGCCAGCCCGUCCCAGGGAGGCCUGGCGGGCCUCCUUGCCAGGCCCGUUCCAGGGAGGCCUGGCGGGCCUCUGCCAGCCCGUCCCAAGGGAGGCCUGGAGGGCCUCUUGGCCAGCCCGUCCCAGGGAGGCCCUGGCGGUCCUCUGCACCCGCUCGCUCCCAGGGACGCCCUGGCGGGCCUCUCACCCCGCCCGUUCCCUGGGACGCCUGACCCGCCCGUCCCCGGGACGCCUGGCGGGCCUCUUGACCAGCCCGUCCCAGGGAGGCCUGGCGGGCCUUCCUGCCAGCCCGUCCCAGGGAGGCCUGGCGGGCCUCUGCCAGCCCGUCCCAGGGAAGGCCCUGCGGGCCUCUGCCAGCCCCGUCCCAGGGAGGCCUGGCUUGGGCCCUUGCCAGCCCGUCCCAGGGAGGCCUCUGGCGGGCCUCUGCCAGCCCCGUUCCCAGGGAGGGGGCCUGGGGAGGGCCUACUGCUCCAGCCCGUCCCAGGGAGGCCCUGGUGGGCCUAUGCCAGACCCGUCCGCCCAGGGAACCUGGCCUGGGCCCUCUGCCAGCCUGUCCCAGGGAGGCCUGGCGGGCCUCUGCCAGCCUGUCCCAGGGAGGUCCUGGCAAGGCCUCUGCCAGGCCCGUCCCAGCGGACGCCUUGGGCGCCUCUACCCGCCCAUUCCCCGGGACCGCCUGACCCGGCCGUAGGGACGCCCUGGCGGGGGGCCUCUAAACCCGGCCCAUCCCCGGGAACGCCUGGCACCCGCCAUCUGCCCCCGUCCCCGGGGACGCCUGGCCGUCGGCGGGCUUGCCCGCCCGUCCCUGGGAAGGCCUGCGGGCCACUGCCGCCGUCCCCGGGACGGCCUGGGGCCGGGGCUCUUGCCCGCCCGUACCCCGAUCCGGCGGGCCCUAUGCAUGCCCGUAACUGGGACACGCCUUGGCCGGGCCUCUGCCCGCCCGUUCCCCGGGACGCCUGGCGGGCAGCUUCCGCCCGCCCGUCCCCGGGACGCCUGGCGGGGCCUCUGCCCGCCGGUCCCAGGGACGCCUGGCGGGCCUCUGCCCCGCUCCCCAGGCCUCGCCCACCCGUCAAGGCCCGGCCCCCCACUUUCAUCCCGGGACAUCCAGGCCUUUCCCAGUCUCGGGACACCUGGCGGGCCUCGCCCGCACGUCCCGGGACACCUUGGCGGGCCCUGCCGACAAAUCCCAAGAACACCUGGGGGGCCUCACCGGCCACUUCUUUGGGACCUGUUAAGCGGCCCUUCGCCCCACCCGUCAAGGCCUGCCCACCAAUCCCGAGACGCCUGGCGGGCCUCGCCAACCCCCAGUCCCCAGGACAACCUGCAGGUAUACAGAAGGGCCUCACAUGCCCCUUCCCGGAACCCGUAGCUUGGCCUGGCAUGCCUCUGCCCGCCCGUACCAGGGAGGCCUGGCGGGCCCCUGCCCCGCCCGUUCCCCGGUGGAAGGCCUGGCGGGCCUCUGCCCACCCGUCCCCGGGAGGCUCCUUGGCGGGCCUCUGGCCCGCCGUCCCCGGGAGGCCUGGUGGGCCCUCUGCCCGCCCGUCCCCGGAGGCCUUACCCGCCCGUCCCCUGGACGCCUGGCGGGCCUCUGCCGCCUGUCCCCAGGACGCCUGGCGGGGCCACGCCCGCCCAGUCCCCGGGACGCCUGGCGGGGCUCUGCCCGCCCAUCCCCGGACGCCUGGCGGGGCUUCUGCCCGCCGUUCCCGGAGACGCCUGGCAGGGGAGGCCGCCGGUCCGCGGGAAUGCCUGGCGGGCGGAGGCCAGCCCGGUCCCCUGGAACGCCUGGCGCGGAGGCCCGCCGGUCCCCGGGAAGCCUGGCGGGCGGAGGCCCGCCCGUCCCCACGGAAGCCUGGCGGGGCCUCUGCCCGCCCGUUUCCCCGGGACGCCUGGCGGGACCUCUGCCCUCCCGUCCCCGGGACCUGGGCGGGCCACUUGCCCGCCCGGUCCCCGGAGGCCUGGGCGGGCCGCUGCCCGCCCGUCCCCGGGACGCCUUGCGGGGCCUCUGCCCGCCCGUCCCCGGUAUGCCUGGCCGGGGCCGCUUGCCCGCCCGUGCCCGGGGCGCCUGGCGGGCCUCUGCCCGCCCGUCAGGGACGCCUUGCGGGCCUCUGCCCGCCCGGUCCCCGGGACGCUUGGCGGGCCUCUUCCCGCCCGUCCCCGGGACGCCUGGCCGUCCCGCUGCCCGGGCAGGGUCCCCGGGACCUGGGCGAGGCCCGGGCCCGCCCGCCGGUCCCCGGACCGCUGCCUGGGCGGAGGCCCCGGGCCGUCCCCGGGACCGCCUGGGAGGGCGGAGGGCCGCCCGUCCCCGGGACGCCUGGCCGGGCCGCCCCGGGCCGGUCCCCGGACGUGCCCCUGGCCCGCAGGGGAGGGGACCCGCCCAUCCCGCCCCGGGACGCCUGCCCGCCCGGGAGGGCCCUGGCCCCGUCCCCGGGGCGCCUGGCGGGCCCCGCUCCGCCCGUCCCGGGACCCCGCCUGGCCCGGGCCCCGGGAGGCCGGCAGCCGUCCCCGGGACGCCUGGCGGGGCGGAAGGGCCCCGCCCGUCCCCGGGAGGCCUGGCGGGCGGAGGCCCGCCCGUCCCCGGGACGCUGGCCGGGCCCAGGAAGGCCCGCCCGUCCCCGGGACGCCUGGCGGGCGGAGGGCCCGCGGCCAUUCCCCACCGGGACCCGGGCCCUGGCGCGGAGGCCCGUGCGGGACGCCUGCGCGGGCGGAGGCCCGCCCGGUCCCCGGGACGCCUUGGCGGGCGGAGGCCCGCCCUCCCGGACGGCCAUGGCGGGCCCCGGGAGGCCCUCCCGUCCCCGGGCACGGGGCAGGGCGGAGGCCCGCCUGUUCCCCGGGACGCUUGGCGGGCCUUGCCCGCCCGUCCCGGGACGCCUGGCGGGCCUCGCCCGCCGUCCCUUAAGAGAGUAA